AAAUUAAUUUAAAAAAUCAAAUCUUGGGACAGAGAGGGCGUGCCCCACAUUCGAUGCUCAACAACAUCUACAACACUCUCUGUGGCUUCAAUCAGUGUUUCAGUGGGAAAGAGAGCGCUUGAUUGCUUUCAGGGACUUGUGAGUUACUUGAUGCUGUCCUGAGCGAAAAUCAUGGCACCAAAGGUUCAUUCUUCGGUCAAUAAAGUGAGAAGCCGGCUCUCCAUAGUCGUUGUCAUCGCUCUGUGUAGUUUCUUUUACUUGUUGGGAGUGUGGCAGAGGAGUGGCUUUGGUAAAGGCGAUGGUUAUGCUAUAGAGAUGAAUAAGCAGCAGGCAAACUGCAAUGUCUCUCCGUCUCUGGACUUCGAGAGCCAUCAUAAGUAUGUGGCUUCCAUCCAAUCAUCUGAGCCCAAAGCCAAAGUUUUCAAGCCAUGUGAUGCUAAGUUCACUGACUACACUCCUUGCCAAGAGCAAGAACGGGCCAUGAGAUUCCCUAGGGAAAAUAUGAUCUAUCGAGAAAGGCAUUGCCCACCACAGGAAGAAAAACUGCGCUGCUUGAUCCCAGCGCCCAAUGGCUAUACAAGUCCUUUCCCUUGGCCAAAGAGCCGUGACUACGUUUAUUAUGCUAAUGUCCCUUUUAAAAGCUUGACGGUUGAGAAGGCUAACCAGAACUGGGUUGAGUAUCAGGGUAAUGUAUUCAAAUUUCCAGGAGGCGGGACGAUGUUUCCUCAAGGGGCGGAUGCGUAUAUUGAUGAGCUUGCACGAGUCAUUCCAAUAGCUGACGGCACAGUCAGAACAGCUCUGGAUACUGGUUGCGGAGUUGCUAGCUGGGGUGCUUAUAUGCUGAAAAGAAAUGUGCUGACAAUGUCGUUUGCACCAAGGGACAACCAUGAGGCGCAGGUGCAAUUCGCAUUGGAGCGAGGCGUGCCUGCAAUCAUUGGGGUGCUUGGAUCCAUAAAACUUCCUUACCCGGCCAGAUCAUUUGAUAUGGCACAAUGUUCGAGGUGCUUAAUACAAUGGGCUUCCAACGGUAUUACACAAACCAGGAAUAUGGAUGGCAUGUACUUGAAGGAAGUUGAUCGAGUGCUUAGACCUGGGGGAUACUGGGUCUUGUCUGGUCCUCCGAUCAAUUGGAAGACAUAUUAUAAGACGUGGAAGAGGACAAAAGAAGAUUUAAAGGCCGAACAGACGAGCAUAGAAGAUUUGGCUAAGAGCCUUUGCUGGGAAAAGAAGUAUGAGAAGGGAGAUAUUGCUAUCUUUAGGAAGAAGAUCAAUGCAAAGUCUUGCAAAAGAAAAUCAACUAACUAUUGUAGUAAAGCCUCAGAUACCGACGACUUAUGGUAUAAGAAAAUGGAGACAUGUGUAACACCCUUCCCGGAGGUGGAGAGUCCUAAUGAAGUAGCAGGAGGAGAGUUGAAGAAGUUUCCAGCUCGGCUUUAUGCUGUUCCACCUCGUGUACGAAAUGGUGAGGUUCCCGGGGUCACAUCCGAAUCUUACGAACAGGACAACAAACUUUGGAAAAAGCACGUUGUAGCUUACAAAAGGAUUGUUAGAUUGCUCGGCACCACAAGAUAUAGAAACAUUAUGGAUAUGAAUGCUGGGCUUGGAGGUUUUGCAGCAGCCUUGGAGUCAUCGAAAGUUUGGGUGAUGAAUGCUGUUCCCAUAAUCGCUGAAAAAACCCUGGGGGUCGUUUAUGAGAGAGGAUUGAUCGGCAUGUAUCAUGAUUGGUGUGAAGGGUUCUCGACAUAUCCAAGAACAUAUGACCUCAUUCACGCCAGUGGCUUAUUCAAAUUAUAUCAAGACAAGUGUGAAUUUGAAGACAUACUCCUUGAAAUGGACCGUAUUUUAAGGCCAGAAGGGGUGGUGAUCGUGCGGGAUGAAGUGGAUGUGAUAAACAAGGUGAUGAAGAUUGCCGGAGGGAUGAGGUGGGAUAUAAAAAUGGUGGAUCAUGAAGACGGCCCUCUCGUCCCUGAGAAAAUACUGGUUGCAGUGAAGCAAUAUUGGGUGGCCUCCAAUUCCACUUCUACUGAUCAAUGAGAUUAUGUAGUAUUAUGGUCAGCAGAUGGACUUCAAAUUAAAAUUUUAGCAAUUAGCUUUGAAUGAAUUUUGUCUUAAUUCAUUUAAUUUAAUUACCAACUUGGAGAGAUGAACCAUAUUUUUUGUACUCAGGAAUUGUAUCUAAAUUUGUUUCUAAGUUAAUGGACAGAUAAAACAACUCCCUCCCUCGUGAAA
Molecule: messenger RNA, 2229 nt
Organism: Salvia hispanica
Lineage: Eukaryota; Viridiplantae; Streptophyta; Magnoliopsida; Lamiales; Lamiaceae
Source: RefSeq, a predicted model, not a curated record